GUGCUUAAAAAACCCCUAGCGCCGCAUUGUCGAUCGUUUUCUCAUUUUCAGACUAUCAACACAUCACUGACACUUACACUCAAAUGGCGGAUGAAGAUGGUUCAAGCAGGAAGCGAAGAGCAGCCAGAGGACCUGAAUCCAAUGCCCGCAGCCAAGCAUUAGAGCGUCUCAAAGCUCGCCUCUCCGGCGGCCGCCGAUCCGACGGUGCCGCACCUCAAAUCAGGUUAGAAAACCCUAUCUACGACACAAUCCCCGAAGAAGAGUACAACGCUCUAGUCGCCAAGCGACGCGAUCAAGCGCGCUCAUUCAUCGUCGACGAUGACGGCCUCGGUUACGGCGAUGAAGGCGAAGAAGAGGAUUGGUCCAAAGCAGGAUUCAAUCUCUCCUCCGACGAAUCUGACGGCGAAUCGGAGAAACCUAAAAAGAAAAAAGAACCUUCUCAGAAUAAACGUCCUUCUUCUUCUGCUUCUUCGCUAUCAGCUGCUGCUGCUAUGAUGGGACCGCAGAGGCUUUCGUCUAUGUUCACUUCCGCGGUUUUCAAGAAAAACAGAGACGAUAAGGUCAGCGAACGUAUCGUUGAUGAUGUACUCGCGGAAUUUGCACCGGAUGAGUCUGAUAGACUCAGUCGUAGAAAAGUGCAACCGAAUUCGUCUUCUAUUAAACCCUCUGCUGAAUCUGUACGAGUUGCUUCUUCGCACCAAAAGUUUGCUAUUGCAAAAGUUGAUGCUGAAUCUGUUAGGGUUAAUAAAGAUAAUGAAUCUAACUUAGGGUUAGAGAAAAACUGUGAAGUAGAAUUGAAUGGAAGCUUAGAAAAUGGUGAUGCAGAAAUGGUGGUAGAACCUAAUGACUGUCCUUCUCCAAGUAAUGGGGAUUUAGUUGAGGAGAAAGUGGUGAAAGAUGUUGAAAUGGAAGCGAAACCGGUAGAGAAAAAGGAGGGUUUUAUUUUGAAUGCGAAAAUCUCAGAAGAGGUGGUGGACCCAAAAUUGUGUGCUACUGCUGGUUGGCAGGCAGCGAGGAGUGGUGCUGGUGUUGGAGGGGAGGUGAACGUUGCUGGUCCAAAGGAUGCUUUGCUUAAUCAACAACAUUCUGAGUUCAAUUUGGAGCCAGAAGGAUCCCUUCCUUUCUACAUAAUAGAUGCUUAUGAAGAGUAUUAUGGAGCUAAUAUGGGUACUCUUUAUUUGUUUGGGAAGGUCAAAACAGGGAAUUUGUAUCAGAGUUGCUGUAUUGUUGUGAAGAACAUGCAGAGGUGUGUCUAUGCAAUUCCAUGUCGUCCUUUGCAUUCCAUUGAAGAGAUGAUAGAGCUUGAGAAAGAUGUCCAAGAGUCUCGAAUUUCUCCUGCAGAUUUCUGUAAAAAGCUGCAAGAUGCCACAUCUGAUAUAAAGAAUGAGAUAGCUAAACAUCUGGUGGAUCUGGGCGUUUCUUCCUUUAGCAUGGCACCUGUCAAGAGGAAAUAUGCAUUUGAACGACUUGACAUUCCUUCAGGUGAAAAUUAUGUGGUGAAAAUAAAUUAUCCAUUCAAGGAUCCAGCACUUCCAGUAGACCUCAGAGGAGAAAGUUUCUGUGCUCUUCUUGGAGCUCGAAGCAGUGCACUCGAGCUAUUUCUGGUUAAAAGGAAGAUUAAGGGGCCUUCAUGGCUACAAGUUUCAAACUUUUCUACCUGCUCAGCUUCCCAAAGGGUAAGCUGGUGCAAAUUUGAAGUGACUGUUGACUCUCCCAAAGACAUCAGGGUUUCUUCUUCAUCUUCCUCAAAAAUCACUCGCGAGAUUCCUUCUGUGGUUGUCACGGCGAUAAACUUGAAAACCACCAUAAAUGAAAAACAGAACAUAAAUGAAAUUGUAUCUGCAUCUGUUGUCUGUUGCAAUAUGGUCAAGAUUGACACUCCGAUGCUGGCUUCAGAGUGGAAGAAACCUGGAAUGCUGACCCAUUUUACUGUUAUUCGCAAACUUGAUGGGAAUAUAUUUCCAAUGGGAUUCAAUAAGGAGGUUACAGACAGAAACAUAAAAGCUGGGUCACAUGUUCUGUGUGUUGAAAGCAGUGAAAGAGCUUUGUUAAAUCGUCUAAUGUUAGAAUUACACAAGCUAGAUAGUGAUGUUCUUGUUGGACAUAAUAUUUCUGGAUUCGACCUGGAUGUUCUUCUCCACAGAUCUCAGGCUUGCAGAGUACCAAGCAGCAUGUGGUCUAAACUGGGUCGUCUCAACCGUUCUACGAUGCCUAAGCUCGAGAGAAGAAGCAAAACGUUUGGUUUUGGAGCUGAUCCUGCUAUCAUGUCUUGUGUAGCUGGUCGGCUUCUUUGUGAUACAUAUUUGUGUUCCCGUGACUUAUUAAAGGAGGUUAGCUAUUCUUUAACUCACCUAGCAAAAACACAGCUGAACCAAUCUCGGAAGGAAGUUGCGCCACAUGAUGUUCCAAAAAUGUUCCAAGCUGCAAAAUCCCUGAUGGAGCUAAUUGAAUAUGGUGAAACGGAUGCAUGGUUGGCUAUGGAACUCAUGUUUUAUUUGAGUGUUCUUCCUCUCACACGCCAGUUGACUAAUAUAAGUGGCAAUCUGUGGGGUAAAACUCUUCAGGGUGCCCGGGCGCAGAGGGUGGAGUAUCUUUUGUUGCAUGAGUUUCAUAAAAAGAAAUAUAUUGUUCCAGACAAGUUUUCUAAUUACGCAAAAGAAACAAAAUUGACGAAACGAAGAGUAACUCAUGGUGUCGAUGAUGGCAACUUUGAUGACACAGAUAUUAAUGAUGCAAACUAUCAUAAUGAUGCUUCUGAAAGUGAUCAUAAGAAAAGCAAAAAGGCUGCUUCCUAUGCUGGAGGACUGGUUUUAGAGCCAAAGAAGGGUCUAUACGACAAAUAUAUAUUACUUCUGGACUUCAACAGUCUAUACCCUUCCAUCAUUCAGGAAUAUAAUAUUUGCUUCACAACUGUUGAAAGAUCUUCAGAUGGAUCUUUUCCUCGUCUGCCAUCUAGUAAAACAAUUGGAGUCUUGCCAGAGUUGCUGAAAAAGCUGGUUAAAUGGAGGAGAGACGUAAAGACAUGGAUGAAGACUGCAUCUGGUCUUAAACUUCAGCAACUGGACAUUCAGCAGCAAGCACUGAAGCUUACUGCAAACAGUAUGUACGGAUGCCUGGGAUUUUCCAAUUCAAGAUUUUAUGCGAAGCCACUGGCUGAGCUCAUAACCCUACAAGGAAGGGAGAUACUGCAAAGCACAGUUGAUCUCGUUCAAAAUAACUUGAAUUUAGAGGUGAUCUAUGGUGAUACUGAUUCAAUAAUGGUUUACAGUGGGCUAGAUGAUAUUGCAAAAGCAACUUCAAUAGCUAAGAAAGUUAUUCAUGAGGUCAAUAAGAAAUAUAGGUGCUUAGAAAUUGAUCUCGAUGGUGUGUACAAGAGGAUGCUACUUCUCAAGAAAAAGAAAUAUGCAGCUGUAAAGGUGCAGGUUAAAGAUGGCACCCCAUAUGAGGUUAUUGAACGCAAAGGUCUUGAUAUUGUCCGCCGUGACUGGAGCUUAUUAGCGAAAGAUUUAGGAGACUUUUGCCUGACUCAAAUUUUGUCGGGAGGGUCAUGUGAAGAUGUUAUCGAAUCAAUUCACAACUCUCUGAUGAAGGUGCAAGAAGAAAUGAGGAACGGACAAGUACCAUUGGAAAAAUAUGUCAUCACAAAGACAUUAACUAAACCACCCGAAGCAUAUCCUGAUGCCAAAAACCAGCCACAUGUUCUUGUGGCACAAAGAUUGAAGCAACAAGGUUACACCUCUGGCUGCUCUGUUGGUGAUACAAUCCCUUAUAUAAUUUGCUACGAGCAGGGUGGUAGUUCAGGCAGUGCAACGGGAAUUGCUCAACGUGCCAGACAUCCUGAUGAACUAAAACGGGAACAGGAGACAUGGCUAAUUGACAUUGAUUACUAUUUGUCACAACAGAUUCAUCCUGUGGUAUCACGUCUUUGUGCAUCAAUUCAGGGCACAAGCCCUGAAAGACUGGCUGAUUGUUUAGGGCUUGACACAUCAAAGUUUCAACAUAAAUCAAGUGAAGCUUCAAGUGAUGAUCCUACAAGCUCACUCUUGUUUGCUGGUGAUGAUGAGGAGAGGUACCAAGGAUGUGAGUCGUUGGUCUUGUCAUGCCCCAGCUGCUCUGUUUCAUUUGACUGCCCACCUGUGUUUAAAUCUAUUUGUUUGUUGGGAAAUGAAAAGCCAGCCAGCUCAGGUGUGGAGGAAUCUGACUACAAUUUCUGGCGCAAGCUGUGCUGUCCCAAAUGCUUUGAAAAUGGUGUUGGCAGAAUUUCCCCUGCAAUGAUAGCCAAUCAGGUCAAACGGCAAGCAGAGAAGUUUGUUUUAAUGUAUUAUAGAGGUUCACUAAUGUGUGAUGAUGAAACUUGUAAGCAUACAACGCGGAGUGUCAGUUUUCGUUUGGUUGGGGAUUCUGAGAGAGGAACUGUAUGUCCAAGUUAUCCUCGCUGCAACGGGCAUCUUAACAGAAAGUACACUGAAGCAGACUUGUACAAGCAGCUCUCAUAUUUUUGCCAUGUGUUUGAUACUGUUUGUUGUAUAGAAAAGAUGGAAGCAAAGUCUAGGAUACCGAUAGAGAAGGAGUUGAUCAAACUUAGGCCCGUGGUUGAUCCUGCUGCAUCAACAAUACAGAAAAUCAGAGACCGUUGUGCCUUUGGGUGGGUGAAGCUGCAGGACCUGGUUGUUACAAUUUAAUUUCCAGUUCGAUGCCAAAUUCGGUGUAUAUUAGUCCAGAUGCUCGCGAGUCCACACCAGCAAGGGGGGUGUAAGCGGAAUCGUGGCCUUAUUAUGAAGACUAUGAAGUGUUACCAUCAUCAUCCUUGGUUGAUUUAAGUAGAAAUGGUUUGUUCUAUAUCGUGGUCUAUAGAACAAUACAUAAAUUUGUAAAUAUGUUUAUCUAAACUGUGGUUUACUUACUGGUUAGUUUAUUGGUUAGUUUAAGAAGUAAAACCUGUAAAAUUAGUUGAUAUAAAUUAAGUUGUUACAAAUUACAUAGUUGUUGGCUCAACACCAUCUUGUAAGUACUCAUAUAUGUAAAUCAAGUUUAAAAUUCUUGACUCA
This is a messenger RNA of Cicer arietinum (chickpea), 5048 nucleotides long. Its product is annotated as DNA polymerase alpha catalytic subunit. Gene Ontology annotation, molecular function: nucleotide binding; DNA replication origin binding; chromatin binding. Gene Ontology annotation, biological process: DNA replication; leading strand elongation; mitotic DNA replication initiation. Lineage: Eukaryota; Viridiplantae; Streptophyta; Magnoliopsida; Fabales; Fabaceae. Gene Ontology annotation, cellular component: alpha DNA polymerase:primase complex. The record is from RefSeq and is a predicted model, not a curated record.